UCAUUACUGGAUCCAUCUACCUGAUGAUGGUGGGGGAUGAUGUGACCUUCCGGUGCGGAAUCCUGGGAAUACUGAGGAUAGGGACAUCUCUCUGGGGGGUUCCCAUUACUGGAUCCAUCUACUUGAUGAUGGUGGGGAAUGGUAUGGUGCAAUCUUUCUGUGUGGAAUCCCGGGAAUACAGAGGACAAGGACAUCUCUCUGGUGGGUUCCCAUUACUGGAUCCAUCUACCUGAUGAUGGUGAGAGAUGAUGUGAUCUUCCUGUGUGGAAUCCCGGGAAUACAGAGGACGGGGACAUCUCUCUGGUGGGUUCCCAUUACUGGAUCCAUCUACCUGAUGAUGGUGGGGGAUGGUGUGACCUUCCUGUGUGGAAUCCCGGGAAUACAGAGGACAGGGACAGCUCUCUG
This is a messenger RNA of Staurois parvus, 405 nucleotides long. NCBI's taxonomy places the organism in Eukaryota, Metazoa, Chordata, Amphibia, Anura, Ranidae. The record is from the annotation of a GenBank genome assembly.